Molecule: messenger RNA, 2266 nt
Organism: Brassica napus (rape)
Lineage: Eukaryota; Viridiplantae; Streptophyta; Magnoliopsida; Brassicales; Brassicaceae
Product: MLO-like protein 11
Exons: 15
Coding region: 395-2101 (568 amino acids)
Biological process (GO): defense response
Cellular component (GO): membrane
Source: RefSeq, a predicted model, not a curated record
UACUUAGCACAACUAACCAUGACUGCACAUGAAGUCAACCAGUUGUGACCUGAAAACAGCUUUUGUUUUCUACUUCCAAAAAAAUUAAAAUAAUAGUCAUUCGAUUUUCUAAAAUCCAAAUUCGUAUUCACCUUAGCAAACAUCUCUCUCUUUCUAUCAGUAACGCUCUGCCGCUGAAUGAUUGAUUGAUUUUCUGGGACUUACUGCAGUCGACAAAUCUCACCACAGGAUUUUCAAAAUUUACUUUGUUUCGAUCGCUUAUUACUUAAUCACUCCGAGGAAGCUUGACGGGUCUUUUAAAAGUUGUAGAAUCAAAGGAAUGUGAUCUUGUUUUUCGGUAAGUUUCCCAAAGUUUCAGUUAUUCGAAAGUUGCUUUGUUGCAAAAAAAAAUCGAAUGGGAGAAGGAGAAGAAAACGAAGCAGAAUCAAAUGAGAGAUCCUUGGCUUUAUCUCCCACUUGGUCUGUUGCUCUAGUCUUGACUGUCUUCGUCCUCGUUUCUCUCAUCGUUGAACGCUCCAUCUAUCGUCUUAGCACUUGGUUGAGGAAGACAAAGAGGAAACCUUUAUUUGCUGCUUUGGAGAAGAUGAAAGAAGAGUUGAUGCUGCUUGGCUUCAUAUCACUUCUUCUUACAGCUACAUCUAGCACAAUAGCCAAUAUCUGUGUCCCAUCAAGUUUCUACAACGUCAGAUUCGUUCCUUGUACACGUUCUGAGAUUAAGGAGGAACUUGAAAACGAAUCAUCUGUCCAGAGAAAUCUGUUGACCAAAUCCUUCUUUUUCAGCAUAUUUAGGAGAAGAAAGCUGGAGGAAGGCAUUCACCGUGCUACUUGCACCGAGGGGCAUGAGCCGUUUGUUUCAUACGAAGGCUUAGAACAGUUACAUCGCUUCAUCUUUAUAAUGGCGGUUACACAUGUUACCUACAGCUGCUUGACCAUGCUCCUGGCCAUCGUCAAGAUUCAUAGUUGGAGGAUCUGGGAAGAUGUAGCUCGCAUGGAUCGACAUGAUUGCUUAACUGUGACAAGAGAAAAAGUAUUACGAAGGCAGACAACCUUUGUUCAGUAUCAUACAUCUGCUCCUCUGGCCAAAAACAGAUUGCUUAUAUGGGUGACAUGUUUCUUCAGGCAAUUCGGACAUUCUGUUGUUCGUUCUGACUACCUUACUCUCCGGAAAGGAUUCAUUGUGAAUCACCACCUCACAUUAAAGUACGAUUUUCACAGCUACAUGAUUCGCUCUAUGGAGGAAGAAUUUCAAAGGAUCGUUGGUGUAAGUGGGCCGCUUUGGGGGUUCGUAGUUGCUUUCAUGCUCUUCAACAUUAAAGGAUCAAAUCUCUAUUUCUGGAUAGCAAUCAUACCUGUAACUCUUGUACUUCUGGUUGGUACCAAGCUGCAACAUGUAAUAGCAACUUUGGCAUUGGAGAAUGCUGGCUUAACAGAAUAUCCUUCCGGAGUUAAGCUGAGACCUAGAGAUGAACUCUUUUGGUUCAAUAAACCAGAACUACUCUUGUCCCUUAUCCACUUCAUUCUAUUCCAGAAUUCAUUUGAACUGGCUUCAUUCUUCUGGUUCUGGUGGCAGUUUGGUUACAACUCUUGCUUCCUAAAGAAUCAUCUCCUUGUCUACUUCCGACUUACUUUAGGGUUUGCUGGACAGUUUCUAUGCAGCUACAGCACACUGCCACUAUAUGCAUUGGUCGCUCAGAUGGGAACGAACUAUAAAGCGGCUCUGAUACCUCAGAGGAUAAGAGACACGAUUAAAGGUUGGGGAAAAGCUACUAGAAAGAAAAGAAGACAUGGUUAUUACGGCGAUGAUUCCACUGUUAGAACAGAAACAAGCACGGUUGCAUCUCUUGAAGAAUAUGACCAUCAAGUGCUUGAUGUUGUUGAAACUUAUCCACAACAACGAGGACAGAAAGGUGUUGAGCUUGAGUUACAGCCAGUCCAACCUCGUAAUGCUUCUGCUUCUGUACCUAAUGAAUCUUCAAGUAGAGUUGGAACGCCUCUUCUUCGAUCUUGUGUCUCUAUUUCUUCAGCAACGACCCCAGAGCUAAGAACAGAUCCUAUGGAGACACUCUCGAGAUCAUCUUCAUUGCCAUUGAGAAGAGAAUGAUAUAUAUAUAUACACUCAUUAAAAUAAGCUGAGUUGGACGAUUGGUUUAGAGGAAUAUAAGUUUGUAGGAGUAUUUUCAGUAGAAACAUGUAUAACAAGCUUACAUAAUCGCAUGUACCACGUCUAUCAAUAUUAGGAAGUCACAAUGAACCCGGACAUGAUUAA